UAGCUAAAUGCUUCACUGGAGACAGUACCCACUAGCACCUAGUUUGUAACAAGACAGAGAGUGUUUACUUCCUAAACCACCAAGGAAUGAAGAUUUGGGAGCAAGUGAAAGAGGAUGGAUUGAUCAACGAUGACCUCCUGCAUUCUUGUAGCUACUUAUUCCUUGCAGUGCAUAUCAGGCAUGCCUCAUGGUAAGAAGUCUUAUUGAGCUAGGGGAGUCUGAUUAAUACCACUACUGUAAAGGGUUUUCAUUGUGGGCUGAAACUCGAGGCUGGUUACCUGAGCUCCUAGGAUGACUCUCCGCACGCCAGCUGCCCAUCUACGGAGAGCUCCGAGCUGGAGGAAAUCCGCAGAUCAGUCCUACUGGGAGAGCAGCUUAAUACCAGAAGGAGAGGCUUUGCCCCGGGUUUCUCGUCCUCCACAGGCACCACGGCCCCAGAGUGCCAUUGAAGGACGACAGCUGGAUGGCUGGCUGGAGCACCUACAGAGAAUAGAGAGGGAACUUCUCAGAGCCCCAGUUCAUGAUCAGGUUCCAGCUUUCAGUGAUCGGACAUCAUCCAUGCCUGCUCUUCCCCAAGAGGCAACCGGACGUGCCUGGAGACAGCCAGGGAUCCCCUCUUUCAGCAGGGGUUCAUCUUCAUGUGGGAGUCCCAGUCGGUGUGAGAGUUCGCUGGGCAGCCAGGAGUCCCUCCAAACAGGGUUUAUUUCUCCUCCAGAGCACAGAGGAAGCUGGGAGAGAGCUCAUAUGAUGCAGGCACCAAAGAAGGAGCAGGCUCACCUCAGUAAUAUUUCUCCAGUCAAAAUUGGAUGGCUGCCAAUCCAAAGAAGAGUGAUGAUGGUGGCUGAUGCUUGCCACCAAAAGUUUUCGGACCAAUCUGCAGGCCAGUUGAAAUUGAAACAAGCCAUCACUCCAACCUUUCAGAAGAAUCGAACAGCAGCCAACAGGCACCAUGAUGGAGAGGUGGAGAGGAGUCACAACAGCCUAAGUGCUUUGGGUGUGAAGACGUGGCAGUCACCUGACCAAGAGUCUCACAAAAUUCAAAUGGUGCCAGAAAAACAAAGCUUUCCUGCUGCUGAAGGGGACAGACCUGUAGGCUGGCAAGCUCUGAAGAGAGCCUGGAAUACCAAGAGGGUGUCGGCUUUCCCUGGAGGCAGUCAGUCCAAAGAGUCCCCCAUAGGGACAAGCUCAGACACCAACAGGAAGCCACCUCUGAUGAAAUCAACCAGCAUAGACCCCCACAAGCCUCCUCCCCCACAUCGAAACACUUUUGCUGAUCCCUGCAAACCACACACUCUGCUGCAAGGGACAAGCAACACCGAAACAAACAAGUCACACGCGCCUUUGCACAGGACCAGCAGUGUUCAGCCUAUAAGGGCAACCCCCCCACUGUUCACCGCCUCACAGGCAAACUCCGCUGUGACAACAAUCAUCCCUCAGAAUAAAGCUGGCUUCUCCUCUAUUUCCAUCUCUUCUAGGAAAGUGUGCAGAUCAUCUAGUUUGCCUGGCCAAAACCCCUUUUCCAACUCCCCUUCUCCGCCACUAGCCCACCAACCCAUGGACCCAAACUCCAGGCAGGUCACAGUGCUGAGGAAGGCCACUAUAGUCAAAGUCACGGAGCACAGGAUGACUUCCGGGCCUGUCAUGAAUGCAAAAAGCAUAACCUCACCAACUAGCAACGCUUUGGACACGGUAGUGCACAGAAGAAAGGCUACCAUCAUCAAAGUAACAGAGCACACAGAGAGCUACAGUCCAGCCAAGGCAGGGGCCGGGACCCCGAGGCACCCGGAGUACAGACACAGCUACACAGAGGGAGUGUACAAUGAAGACAGCAUGUGGAGUGAGGGGAAUCAUUCACAUCACCCUGUAGAAUCCACAAAGUCGCCAAACUCCACUGUAGACACAAAUACAUCCAACUUAAACACAGAGCAAAAUGGUGGGACGUUACACAGAUCCUCUCUGAAGCUUUUUUUCAGCAACCCCCCUGCUAUAGCAGCCCCCGAGGUUUCCCCACAGGCUGUUGGACAGAGAUCUGGCAGGCCUAGCAGACCACUGAGCUGCUAUGGCAAUAUAUUUGGACACACUGAGCCAAGUGAAGACAUUUUGAGACAACCAGCCAUCAGGAAAUGGAGCUUUGGGCUUCCACAAGAGACCAAUAUCAACCCUGUGAACUCUGACAGUGUCCUCAGCCGGCCGUCAUCAGCAAACGAAGCGCCAGACGCACCGAACGGAGGCCAGAAAGAAAGAUGGCCGUCUGAGAAUUCAGAGAGGAGAGCGUCCCCCAGUCUGACUCUCAUCCAGGCCCCGGAUCCCAGCUCCAAUCAGUCUCAAGAGGAAGUGCUUGCCCUCAAUGCAGCAGCCAUCAUAGCAAAUAUCAAACUCCAAAGACAACUUAGUAAGAAGAAAACCCCAAGUGACAGUUGUGAGAAGGUUUCUGCUGCGUCACCCCAAGGAAAUACAGAUGAAGGGAAAUGUAUGAAGCCACAUCCAGAUCAAAGAACAAUCGGGCACCACAACCAGCCCCAUGCUGCAUUUGUUUCACUGAGUCCUGACGCUGAAAGGUCACCUCAGACUAUUUCUCUACAGAACGCACUGCAGAGGUCCAGACCGGACUUCAUCAGUCGCUCCCAGGGAAGACUGCGAGAGCUGGAGCGACGGGCUCAGGAGAGGAGGGGGCUGGCAGGUUCUGAGGACCCUCGGUCAGACGCCGCUGUCGGGCAGAUGAGAGCCCGCAGUGGCCGCUGUAUCUCUCUGAACGAUAACCUUUUAAAACCCAGAGAUAGAGCCAUGACUGGGAGAGAGAUGCAGCUGAGAUCUAAGCGAACGCAAGGAGAGGGGAAGAGAAAAAAAGAGGAAGAGAAGAAGAGGGAGGUGUGUUUGACAAACAGACAGCGAGUUGAGCUUUUCAAAAAGAAACUGUUGGAUCAGAUUCUUCAAAGGAGCAUCAGCUGAAAGACGAUGAAGAGAUGAUGUGACAAAGCCUGUAGCAUUGCAUGGCAGAAGUGACCUUUGCCCCUUUUGACAGUGCUGAACAUAAUAUGAUGUCCUCGUUUGUUUCUCUCAUGUAUCAUCAUUAUUCAAGUAACAGAGUUUAACAUCUGUUUUUUUCUAUACAAUACAGCUAAGGCAAUCUUUCCGAAUGUCCAGACAGUCAUUUAACAUCGCUUAGUGUACCUCCGCUUUGAAGGUUUUUCCAGAAUUCUUCUUCACAUCUGGACAAAAAACAAAAAACAUGUCCAACAUGUGUUGUACAAAUCCAGCCAUAAGAUAAUGAUGUCCUUCUUAAAAAUAGCAUUUCAAGACACGGUAGAUUUAUAGACAGGGUUAUCUGAUGCCUUAAGGAUCUGGAAAAUCCCAAAAUGUGUUGUUAAAAGACCUUCUGCAUGGGUUUUUUGAAACAUUGCCAUUGAUCUGUCUUUUUAGGAAAACAUAUGCUUUUCCCUGUGCAUCAGCUGUUUUAAAAGCCCUUGUGCCAUGCAAUUACAAAUGAAGAUGGCAAA
This is a messenger RNA of Notothenia coriiceps (black rockcod), 3497 nucleotides long. RefSeq names its product chromosome unknown C10orf90 homolog (gene cunh10orf90). NCBI's taxonomy places the organism in Eukaryota, Metazoa, Chordata, Actinopteri, Perciformes, Nototheniidae. The transcript is spliced from 11 exons. Gene Ontology annotation, cellular component: centriole; cytosol; centrosome. Bases 292 to 2949 code for a protein of 885 amino acids. Gene Ontology annotation, molecular function: microtubule binding. The record is from RefSeq and is a predicted model, not a curated record. Gene Ontology annotation, biological process: regulation of centriole replication.